Messenger RNA from Amphimedon queenslandica, 963 nucleotides. RefSeq lists its product as uncharacterized. The coding region runs from base 1 to 963 and encodes 320 amino acids. Gene Ontology annotation, molecular function: DNA binding. The transcript has 2 exons. Gene Ontology annotation, cellular component: nucleus. Lineage: Eukaryota; Metazoa; Porifera; Demospongiae; Haplosclerida; Niphatidae. The record is from RefSeq and is a predicted model, not a curated record.
AUGAUCAAAGGCAGAGCAGCUAGUUUAAUCAAAGGUCAUAAUCCAAGUUUUAAGGCGUCAAAUGGAUGGUUAGACAAGUUCAUGCUACGGUAUGGUUUGUCAAUGCGAAUAAAGAUUUCAGUUAGUCAGAAGCUGCCAGCCCAGCUUGAGAAGCGAAUAGAAUCAUUUUUCAUAAGGGUAAGAGCACUAAGAGCUAAGCAUCAGUAUCCAUUGGACCUCAUAAUAAAUAUGGAUGAAACUCCUUUGAUUUUUGACAUUGUUCCACAACAAACAAUCAGCAAAAAAGGUGUCAAGCAAGUGCCAACUCGGUCAUCAGGAGCAGAAAAAAGAAGAUUAACUGUUACUUUGUCAUGUACUGGUGAUGGUGAUAUGCUUCCCACUUUUGCAAUAUUUAAAGGCAAGAGAAAGCUCAAGUUUAUUUCUCUUAAAGAAGUGAAAGUUGCUCUUCAGAAAAAGGCUGCUUACGAAGAUUCUGCUUUCUUGGAUUUGGCUCAUGCCAAUAAUGUAGACGUGAUAAUAAUUCCUGGAGGAUGCACAAGCAAAAUUCAGACUUUAGAUGUCUCCUUAAAUAAACCAUUUAAAGCAGUAGUUAGGGAAAAGUGGAACGAAUACGUUCACUCUGUUGUUGAUGCCAGUGCCAAUCCAACACCACAGCACAAACUAAAAACAGCUGACAAAUCCAAAAUCGUUUGCUGGCUCAAAGAUAGGUUGGUUUAUCUCCAAGAAGACAAGACUGUUGUUAAGAAGUCCUUGUUUUGUGGAAUUACUAAUGAUCUACUUGGAAGUAAAAACCACUUCAUAAGAUGUGCUAAAGAGCUAGCUGAACUCCAAUUACCAUAUUUCCAAGAAGAUGAUGACAACCCAUUUUUAGACAACACUAGUGAUGAAGAAGAGAGUAAUGAAGAGGUAGAAGAAAGUGAGGAUGAAGAUGAUGAUGGAGACGAUGAAGUCAUGCAACAGUGA